GAUCUCUUUCUUUUUCAGCUUUAUUAUGGUCUCCCUCUGUCUCACGCAUAAACACAAUACAUUGAGACCCUGCUCUAAUUCAACCUUCUCACUGACCAUGUCGCGUUGAAACAUGGAUUCUCAAAGCGUCCCUUCACUCUCUGGUGGUCGUGGAUUGGGGAAGAAGGAAUGGACGGCGGUGAUGCAUGGAGAGAAGAUCAGUAAGCUCAAGGAAGAAUCUUGUCCGUUGAUCAAGCCUGUUUUUACUAUAACUCAGUUACAGGAGUUUCAGCAGCAAACUCUAAUCCACAGGCAUAUAGCAGCUGGUCUUCCUGUUCCUCUCCAUCUUGUGAUACCCAUUUGGGAGAGCGUUGCGUAUUCACUUGGGACUUCUGAUUUUGUUAGAGGGUUUAGUUCACAGGGGUUUGACUAUAGACACAUGAUGGAGCCUGAGCCAAUGAGGUGUAGAAGAACUGAUGGGAAGAAGUGGAGAUGUAGUAAGAAAGUAGUUGCUGGUGAGAAAUACUGUGAGCGGCACAUGCACAGAGGCCGUCAACGUUCAAGAAAGCUUGUGGAAGCAUCAUCAGGAAUUGCUUCUCCUUCAAAUCCCACAACCACAAGACCGGAAAAAUCGAAAACCGAAUCGGUACAAAAUCCGAGCUCAAACCUUUUGGGGCUUCAACUUAUGACCCCAUCCACUGAUGUUACUAAUGUCAGCCAUGGUGGUACCACUAUCACUAGUAACCUUAGUAAGAAACGAGUUACUUAUGUCACUUCACCAUAUAUAGCCACAAACAUUACUCGUGGAAGUGGAGUCAUCACUUCUGUGAUGGCGACAAACAACUCCAACCCUGUUUUGUCAAGCACUAAGAGUAACCAGAAUGUUGGGAACCACAUGAAUGAGAUGUAUUUUGGUAAUACUAGUACUAUUAAAGGAAGCAGCAAUAACAACAAGAAUAUUAGUGUUGGCAGAACUAUGUCGCCAGGAUUAGGCUUCUCUCCAAAAAGUGUUCUUCAAGUUGUUCGUCGCAAUGACUUGUGCAUCGACAAGAGAAAUGGCACAGAGCUUGAACUGGGGAGGUGUAGGAGAACUGACGGGAAGAAGUGGAGGUGCCGCAGGGAUGUAAUCCCUGAUCAGAAAUAUUGUGCCUGCCAUAUGCACAGAGGUGCCAAGAAGCUUGCAAAACCCUUUGAACCAACCGCUUCAUCUGCCGUUACAAACACUGCUCCGCUUCCUCCAGCCACAGCCACAUCCUGCAGGACUGAUCGCACAAGCCCGAACACAAAUCUCUCGAUCUCCAUCCCAGUAAGUCCCUAUCCCAUUAGCAACGAUGAGAAAAGUGAUUCUGGCAAUAGCAGUGAUACAACCAUCUCUGAUACUAGCAUCAGUGCUUAUGCCAUAAGUAAGGUGCCCUCCUGAGAUGACCACCAAGAAGAUUAUCCUAUCAAACUUGUUGGCACUAUUUUAUGAGUUUUUGGUGGAAUUGCUGUUUAGAUACAAUGUAAAAGGGGGUUCCCGUAUUUUUCUAUUUAGCCUUUUCAGGCGGCGUUUAAUAUAAGCAAAGAAGAUAGGAGAAAAAGUCAAUUUGUACUAGCAUAUGUAGAAUCCAACUGAUCCUAAAUUUUGUACACAGCUGACAUUAAAAAGCCUGCUAUAUAGCUACUAGUGUU
Morus notabilis is the source of this 1650-nucleotide messenger RNA. Its product is annotated as growth-regulating factor 9. Gene Ontology annotation, cellular component: nucleus. The record is from RefSeq and is a predicted model, not a curated record. Lineage: Eukaryota; Viridiplantae; Streptophyta; Magnoliopsida; Rosales; Moraceae. Gene Ontology annotation, biological process: developmental process; DNA-templated transcription; regulation of DNA-templated transcription. The transcript is spliced from 4 exons. Bases 113 to 1399 code for a protein of 428 amino acids. Gene Ontology annotation, molecular function: ATP binding.